Messenger RNA from Zophobas morio, 3607 nucleotides. Its product is annotated as sodium-dependent noradrenaline transporter-like. Gene Ontology annotation, molecular function: dopamine:sodium symporter activity. The coding region runs from base 437 to 2713 and encodes 758 amino acids. Lineage: Eukaryota; Metazoa; Arthropoda; Insecta; Coleoptera; Tenebrionidae. The record is from RefSeq and is a predicted model, not a curated record. Gene Ontology annotation, biological process: sodium ion transmembrane transport; dopamine uptake involved in synaptic transmission. The transcript has 15 exons. Gene Ontology annotation, cellular component: neuron projection; plasma membrane; presynaptic membrane.
UUAGUUUGACGACAGCUAUCUGCUGUGAAGGCGCGCUCCCAAACACACGCUGAAACUUCAAAAACUUAACUCUCCCUCCAAAAAAUUUAUUUUAAAAACUCUAAGUUAAGCGGAUGAAUUGCAGUAACAAACGAGAGAAAAAAAGUUGUGUGAAAAAUCGUGAGUUGGUGCUUACAAUUAAAUAUUUUUCUGUAUGUGGUGCGUUAGAAGUUAAUCGAUAAACUUUACCUAAGUAUUCUGAAAUAGGUUCAAAUUAUACCUUGGCCGUAAAUGUCGUAACAAGUUACCCUAAACGAAGAGUUACGUGUUUCGUUCCCAAUUUUAGCCCAUUUAACUAAUGAAAAUGCAACCAAUUAAAAGGCCGUUAAUAUCACUUGCCAUGCCAGAAAAUUGUUGUCUACAUUAACACCUAAUUAAAAUGAAAUAAAAACAAACCAUGUCUUCUACAAAUAUUUACGAAAAUUUGCCACUGAAAAAGCUCAACAGCGACGACUCCUCGAAGACCCGUAACGGCCAAAACUCCGAGGUCAAGCAGAAGAAGAGAAAAAGCACGCCCGACAUCCAGAAAGUCUCUCCACAAAAUAACAUUCCAAAAAAGCCGAAAUCCUCCAGAAGCAUUUCUGAGAUGUUCUUCAACAGGAACCUUGAGCACGCUGACAACGCUGACAGAGAAAGUGAAGAAAAUUUGACCAGUGGCGGAGAAAAAAUUGACGCUGAAGAGAGUUGCAAGAAAGUUCAAUCUACUCCGACGUCUACUCUAGACGAUGGUUACGAGUCUUGCAACAGCACUCCUUUAGUUUCAGGUAGAGCCAAACCUAUUAAACAUCAUAAUAAUCAAACCAGUAACAUAGUACUUACCUGCACACUAAGAAAAAAAGAUCUUCAUGUACAGCUCGAAGAAGAUGAAAAGGGUUACGAAUCCUUCAUAUUAUCCACAAGUUCUAGUCAAGCAGGCGAAGCGGACUCUGAUUCGCCAAACGUUCCGGACGAAAGCAGAGAAACGUGGAGUUCAGGCGCUGAUUUUUUAUUAUCCAUCAUUGGAUUUGCAGUUGAUCUCGCUAAUGUUUGGAGAUUUCCUUAUCUUUGUUAUAAGAACGGAGGAGGGGCUUUUUUAGUUCCGUAUACUUUAAUGUUAGUCUUCGGAGCUGUUCCCUUGUUUUAUAUGGAACUCAUCUUGGGACAGUUCAAUAGGCAGGGACCUAUUAGUUUAUGGAGGAUAUGCCCUCUAUUCAAGGGUGUUGGUUUCUGUGCCGUCCUAGUUGCGUUUUACGUUUCGUUCUAUUAUAAUGUAAUAAUAGCGUGGGCAUUGUACUUUUUGGGAACAAGUUUCACUCCAGAUUUACCGUGGUUACAUUGUAAUAACACAUGGAACACGGGAAAAUGUUGGGAAAGCAUGUUGCCGGGUACUUCCAACGUUACCGUAAAAGCUCCAAUAUUUAACGACACAACACCUACAAACAGGCAUACACCAGCAUCAGAAUUUUUUCACCGAGCAGUAUUAGAAAUGCAAUGGAGUGAUGGAUUACACGAAAUGGGUUACCCGAAAUGGCAGCUGGUUUUAUGUUUGAUGCUUGUCUACGUAAUGUUGUACAUAUCUCUGUUUAAAGGAGUCAAGUCGUCAGGGAAGGUUGUUUGGGUAACUGCCACCAUGCCCUACGUGGUUCUAACAAUUCUUCUUAUUCGAGGGUUAAUGUUACCAGGAUCAGGCAUGGGUAUCUCGUACUAUCUGAAGCCGGAGUUAUCUAAACUUAGAGAAACACAGGUCUGGGUUGAUGCUGCCGUGCAAAUAUUCUACUCCGUGGGAGCAGGAUUUGGUGUACAUCUCUCUUAUGCCAGCUACAACACGUUCCACAACAACUGUUUCAGGGAUUGCAUUGUGACAACUGCCGUGAACUGUUUUACAAGCUUCUUCUCGGGAUUCGUGAUAUUCACCUAUUUGGGAUUUAUGUCGUACAAACAAGGCGUUCACAUUAGCACAGUCGCUACCGAGGGGCCGGGUCUGGUAUUCCAAGUGUACCCAGAAGCCGUGGCUACCCUCCCCGGAUCUCACUUCUGGUCAAUGCUGUUCUUUUUCAUGCUGAUCAUGCUCGGACUUGACUCUGCUAUGGGAGGGCUGGAAUGUGUAAUCACCGGCUUAAUGGAUGAAUACACGACGUUCUUCAAAACUCGAAAGCAUUCGAGGGAGAUUUUUACGCUUGGCGUCAUCAUUGUUUCCUUUUCCGUCGCGCUCAUCAAUGUCACUCCCGGCGGUAUUUACACUUUUAACCUGUUUGAUACUUACUCCGCUGGAAUUUCUCUGUUGUGCUCGGCUCUCUUUGAAGCGAUUGCUGUUUCAUGGUUCUAUGGUUUGGACAGAUUCACUCAAGACGUUGAAGCAAUGAUUGGAUCUAAACCUGGACUUUACUGGAGGAUUUGCUGGAAAUUCAUCAGUCCGACCUUCAUAAUUAUGGUAGUACUCUUCGGAUUGCUCAACCCUCAGCCACUUAAAUAUAACGACUACUUGUACCCCAGAUGGGCAGAAUGGGUCGGAUGGGGUUUAGCUCUUUCGUCCAUUAUAAUGAUUCCAUUAGUUGGUGUGUUACAGUUGAUCAAAACUGAGGGAACUUUGAAAGAGAAACUUGCUAUUAGUAUCACUCCUGUAGAAGAACACGAAGAAAUCCGACGGAGUAAACUAGUAAGUAGAUUUAAGGCUAAACAUUGGUUAUUCGUGUAAGUUCUUUUUCAAGUUUCUGUCAAUCUUUGUUUGUGUUGUAUUUUCAUUGCGCUGGUCGUAUAUGAUUUUUUCAUGUUAAGUGUUCUGUAUAAAUGAAUAUGGUAGUUCUAGAUGUUUAAUUGUAAGAAUAUUUAAGAACGGUCGUGCCAAAUUGUGCUACUCUUAAAAAUACCAGUAAUACGACUUAACAAGUGUCGAUUGGCAAUCAUAUGAACAAUAAAAGCUUUAUGUAUAAAUGUUUAAACGUAAUAAGUAUAAACUGUUUGUAGAUCAAAGUAUUAAAUGGUUUUACGUAACAAAUGCAUGAAUUUGAUAUGAAAGUAUUUGAUUUUUUUGGGUCCAAAAUGUUUCAUAUGGCUGGCCCAUAUAGAAAUAAUAAAUAUAGCGGAUAAAUAGUUGAACAAGAAAAGCAGUUUUGUAAAUAAAAUAAGGUCGUCAAAAUAAGUUUGCUAUGAGCUGUGUUCUUGUUGAACUAAUUUAACUAGAAUAGUCUACUUUAAGUUUGUUUACUUAAAUUUGUAUAUUACUUAAUUUAUCGAGGUGAAAUCAACGAUUGGAGUUAGAAAAAUGUUGUUUGCCAUAAAUGCCAAAGUAUUUGAACUGAGCUUUAUACGUUUUUUAUAAUUUAUUUUUGGAGAUACUAGUCCUAGAUGUAGUUUUGAUGUUGUAAGUGCAGUCUGUGUUAUUCGAAAGGAGAAUCUUCCUUGUGGAGUAACAUAAACAAUUUUUGUGUGUAAAAUCGCCCAAAAAUAUUUAAACAAUUCUGCCUUCAUUGUUUAAAUAUUUUUUUAACAUUUAUAAAGAUAAGAUUUAUAAGAGCUACACGUACUUCAAGAGGUUUACAUUGUACCAAACAAAGCUUGUACAAUAAACACCAUAAAAAAUAAAACGUUU